Molecule: messenger RNA, 4066 nt
Organism: Branchiostoma floridae (Florida lancelet)
Lineage: Eukaryota; Metazoa; Chordata; Leptocardii; Amphioxiformes; Branchiostomatidae
Product: CLK4-associating serine/arginine rich protein-like
Exons: 20
Coding region: 166-2154 (662 amino acids)
Source: RefSeq, a predicted model, not a curated record
GGCAUAUAACUUUCUGUCAGUCGAUAUGCAAAUGAGCAUCCCGUGACGUCACGUGCAGUGCAGGGAGAACCAAUAUGGCGGACUCCGGGUGAGAGAUAAACGUCUGCCUAAAAAACGAGGUAAUUCAUUUAUUGUGAUAAAAAGACCGACAAGUUGAAGGUCAGGAUGUGGCACGAGGCCAGGCGGCAGGAAAAGAAGCUACGGGGGAUGAUGGUGGAUUACAGGAAGCGCGCAGAACGGAGGAGGGAGUACUACGAAAAGAUCAAAAUGGACCCGACCCAGUUCCUACGUGUGUAUGGUCAGCACCACAAGAUCAACCUAGAUCCAGCCGUUUCAUUCGCAGCAGAGGGACCGGGAACCAUGAUGCCUUGGCAGGGUGAUAAUGAGAACAUGGUGGACAGGUUUGAUGUCAGGGCUCAUCUGGACUUCAUACCUGAAUAUAAAGGAGAAAACUCGGACUGGAAAACUUCAGAGGAAUACAAGGAAGAACAGAAAGCUAACUAUGAGAGAUACAGAACUAUGGUGCUUAAGGAGGUACAAGGAUUAACAGAAGAGCAAGUCCUCCAGCAAAUCUAUAUUGAAGAAACGUAUGGAGAGAUUCCCAAGUUUGGAACAACAGAAGAAGAGAAAAACAAGCUGGCCAAAGUGAAGGCAUCCAUUGGCUAUACAUAUGAAGACAGCACCACUGGUGGGGAGGGACAGCCACCUCCAGAGGAGGAGGAGGAGGAGGAGGAAGAAGAGGAGGAGGAGGAGGAAGAGGAUAGUGAUGGCAGCAUCAGUGAUACUGACUUAGAUGUGAUAGUGGAUCCCAAUGAGCUGACCAAAGAGCAGCUGCAAGCGUACAACAAGACGGGCACUCAGUACGGCAUCCCGUUUGGGGACUUUGUCAAGAACCUGAGAAAAGACAAGGAAGAACAAGACCGCAUUCAGCACCAGAAAGAACUGGAGGAAGAAAAGGCUCUCUACUCUGGGCGCAAGUCCAGGCGUGAGAGACGGGCCUUCCGAGAGAAGAGGUUGCGGGGUCGCAAGAUAAGUCCUCCAAGUUACGCCCGACGAGACAGCCCAACGUAUCAGCCUUACAGAAGAGAGUCAUCGGAAUCCAGCUCCCGGUCGCGUUCCCGCUCCCCGGUGAAUGAGGGUCAGGUCACAUUCAUCACCAGCUUCGGUGGCGAGGAGAGCCCGUCCCGUACCCAGCAAGCAUCCAUCGGACCUCACCUGCCGUCGGCCCACCCUCCCCAGCACGGAUCCUCCUCUCGUACUGAUCAAUCUCGAGCUCAGUCCCGUUCUGACAAGAAACACAGACGGCGGAGUAGCAGCUCCAGAUCGAAAAGCUCAUCAAGCUCAUCAUCCAGGUCAUCAUCCAGGUCAAGAUCCAGAUCUCACUCCAGAUCUCACUCCUACGACAGACACCGCCCAAGGCAGAGACGGGGCUCCAGAGACCAGAGUAGGUAUUCGCGAUCGGGAUCUAGAGACCGACACAGGCGAAGAGGCACCCGAGAAAGGUCACACGAACGAGGGGGGCGGUACAAAGAUGUGUCUCGGAUGUACCGGCGCAGGUCUAAGAGCAGGUCGCGAUCUCGAGACAAAAGGACGUCAACGUCUUAUGGCCGUCGCAGGUCAAGAUCUCGGUCUGCAUCAAGGGAUCGUGGGCAUCGUAGGAGCCGGACUAAUUCUCCAGUACAUAGAAAAUCGCAAACACGAAGUCGAAGCCACGAUCGCGCAAAGAGCAACAGUGAAAAAAGGGAGCUUGAGGCAAAACCUACUAUGCCCGACACCCCACAAGCCGGUAAAGCAACAGAGGCCCUGAAAGCCAAGAUGACCCCCCAGGAGAGACUGAAAAGGAGGAUGCAGCAGAUGUUGAACAAACAAUACAAGGCCGACAAGAAAGCUGCUGCCAAGAAAGAGGAGGAGAAGGAGCAAGAGCGCCUGGAACGUGAGGAGGAGCUGCGAGACAUGGCCCGCAAGAUGCGUCGAAGAGAACGAGAGCGCAGAGAGCGUGAACGUGCGGAGGAGUCACGACAUUCUCGCAGUCGCUCCCGAUCACGGUCGCCUAAAGGCAGGAGGCGCGAGCGUGAACGAUCAUCCCCACGAAGGAGGCGGUCUAGGACGCGCUCCCGCUCAAGAUCGCCCCCGCGCCACCACCACCGAUCCUGAGAACUGGGCCCCGAGUCUGCUGCGUCGAGCCUCGCAUCAGCUGACUGCAUCGACUUAGCAUAAGGAGGAAAGCACCAGUUAUCGAUGGACAUCACAUUAGUCGGACAUGAUGGAUCCCACCUGUCAAGUGCUACAGAUGGCAUUAGCAAUUGGAGGGAAUUUUGAACUGUUUAACGUGCACCGCGCCAGGACGACAUCGUGUCGGGACUUGGCUUCGGCGCAAAGAGCCGCCACUUUGCGGAGGAGGCGGUGUUAGUGUGAGACGUUGGAGGUGAAUUCAAUUUGUAUAGGCAUAUUUGUUUUGUUAUCGCAGAAAUUAAAUCGAUAAGAGGGCAAGGGCAGUGGAUGUUAAGUGCCCCUCGGGUUCCCAGGAAUUGGUUAUGAGGAUUAAAUGAUAGCCACUGACCCUCUGAAGUGAUAUUUAGGAAGUAGAUCAGCCAGGCUGUGAUGAAAUAGCCCUGCAUAGUGAAUGGAGAUUGCAUACAUUUAUAGGCUACCCACACUGUAUGUACAGGCAUGUGGACAUUUUUACAUUGUACACUUGUCCAACCUGUGAAUGAUUGUGUGCACUGUAGACAGCUUGGGAUUCCGAAUGCUGCGCAGGAGAUGUGAGAUUGCAAUGUUGAUGUUUUAUCGAUACUCAAAUAUUGCAAGAGAUGAUCCAUCCCUCCAGGCAUGUCGCCACUGUGAGAUGUGGCAGAGAUUGCACCAUCUCACAAGUGCUUCCAUUGGCACAUCCCCAACGAAUCUACUUAAUAUCGCUAAUCUUCCUGCAAAGAUUCGGUAACAACAAAUAGGCUGCCUGCAGAAAAAUGAGAGUCCCUUCACAAAUUCACUGUGACUGCCAUUUACUGGAAAAUGUGAUAAGGGGGAAUGCUCUCCGCAGCGCACGGGAUUCCCGACCAUCCCUAAUGCUUGCUGCAGAAUUGUCCCGCAGUGUCGUGUCACCAUAUCAAAACUUGUACAGAAAUGAGAGAGCAAGUUUUUGUUGUUGAUGCGUUUGAUCUCAAUGGAAUCUAUUUCCGAUGAGAUUUGGGGCCAUUCCAAUUGAGGUUGAGUUUGGAAAGGCAACCGUUAUAUGUGAGAUAUGGUGGGCUGUAAUCAGAGCAACCUUGCAUGAGGGACGAAGUCUGUAGGGGGCUGUGGAAUUGGACACACUGUCGGUGUGCAUAUGAAGUCCCUGGUCAUUAUUACGGAGGAUGAUAACAUGUAUGUUCUCCUGUCAAAUUAAUAGACAUUUAGAAUAUUUGUAUGAAUAGAGGGCUGUGUCUUUCCUUGCUUAUCAUAUCCAUGUGUCCCCAUAGGGGUUUCAGUUUGUGACCUUUGUACUUUCUUCGAAGGAACUUAUUCCACCAAAAACAAGGAAGAAAAAGCCCAGAGGACCUGAAUUAUGUCUUAAGUUAUCGCCUGUGCCAUACCUGUACAUCAUUAUCGUCCCAGGGUUGUGAACUGUCAGGAAACGGAAAUAAUAUACAAGAGUGUAGACAGAACAUGACAGCACCUCUGUUUAGACACAUGCUGUUUACAAACUCUGUACCAAUUAGUUGUUAGUCCAUAAACAUGCGCCACAGGUGGGUGUCAUCAGAGGUUUGCUAAUACAUUGUAAACCAUGAGUUCGUAAAAAGGCACCAAAGGCAUUUAUGAUUGUCCACAUAGAACGUGCACUUAAACUCCAAACUCUCAAGAUGUAUAUUCUCUGAGGACGUAAUUUUCCAUUUAUUAUUAGGAAAAAAAUGCUAAUUGAUAUUUGUAAGCAUCUGUCAUUUUGGGGGAAAUGCAAGAGGCACAGUUGUAAUUAGCAAUUGGCAAAUUAAGAGACACUGUUAAAGCUCUGUUGGUGGUGUCUAGAAGUGUUACAAAUGUUUCUACAUACUUUUAGGAAUUGAAUAAAGAAUGCAUGUAUAUAACUGUA